GCCAUGCUUUGGUGAGGUUUUUUAAUCAUACAUGUCACAUAAAUGUGUAAUUGGAAAUUGAUGGUUCCCUUUCUCCGGCCGCUUCUAUUUCUUCCAACUUUCAGAAGUCUCUGCCCUGCUGUGCGCAGCCAUCGCCGGCUAUGGCAAAGCCAGUGAAAGGAACCGUAACACCACUGUCCUCCAUUUUCUCGGCAGAAGAAGCCCAGAAGGCGGCGAAGCGUGUGCAGGACGCCGUGGCCGACAGCCAGAGGGAACUUGGCCGCCUUCGCGACUUCGUUGCCGACAACACCAACCUUGUUAAUCUUGUCCAGCGUCUACCGGAUGAACUCCACCAUGACAUAAUGGUUCCGUUCGGGAAAGCUGCGUUUUUCCCUGGCCGAUUGGUUCACACCAAUGAAUUUUUGGUUCUACUAGGAGAAGGUUACUAUGCUGAAAGAACAUCCAGACAAACUAUUGAGAUUCUAAAAAGACGAGGGAAGGUUUUGGAAUCCCAUGUUGAUUCACUGAAGGCUGUGAUGGAGGAUCUUAAAGCUGAGGCAUCCUUUUUUGAUACUACAGCAGCUGAAGCAGCAGAGGGUCUUGUAGAGAUAAGAGAAGAAUUUAUAGAGGAAAAUUUUUCUGGCACUUUGCCUAACUCAGCCCCCCCUGGCCUAGAUACUCCUUUAGCUGAAGCGAAGACUGCAAGAGUUGGUGAUGAAGAUGAAGAGUAUGCUCAUAUAAUGUCUAAGUUGGAAGAACUUGAGAAAGAGGAGCUUGCAGCAGAAAAUGUCAACAAAGAUUAUAAUAAUGGGCAAAUUGAGGCUGACUGUGGUCACACUAUAAGCCAGCAGUCAGGUCAUGAUUCUCAGAGUUCAGAGGAGCAUCAGCUAACCCAUGCACCACCAACAUUGAAGGAUGAAUAUAGAACCACCAAAGACUUCUCAAGUGAAAAUCGGCAGGAUCUUUCUGAUCAGUUAAAUUUUGAAGGUUUGAUGAUUCAACCUAUAAGCAAAGAUGAAUCUUUGUACGGAAAAAGCUUAGCGCAUGGUGCCAGUAAUUCCUCUUCUAGUGGGAAUGCUUUCGUGGUUCCGGAAGUGAGGGAGAAUGUUCAGGCAGUGUCUACAUCAAAGAACGAGGUUUCUGUUAAGACUUCUAAACUGCGCUGUGAUAGCCUCCAGGCUUUUACUGGUUCCAUUGUGGAGCACUCGCACAACAUACAAACGAAUUCAAGAGAACAAAUUGCUGCUUCUUCGCAGGCUUCCAGUUCCCAGCCUUCAAAACCAGUUUCCAGAUUCAAGAUGCAGAGAAAAUAACUGUGUAAUGUUACUGCAAGGACAGGAGGGAGAUCUAACUUUGUUUGUUUUGGUUUGGGAAAUGUGCAGUGCCGAACACAAUUGUGUGUAAUAUAGUCAUCAGGAUGCUGUAGAAUAGCAGUAGCCAUUGAUAUGUCAGCCAAUUGCAAGAAAUUGAGUGAUAUUUUCGAUCAUUGAUAUUUAACGCUGGGGUGAUCAUGUUGCGUUGCUGUUUUUCAUGUUAACAUCUAUCUCAAGUAAUAACAUGCGUUCUAUUGUAUAGUAUAGAUAGAAAUAAUAUUGAUGUUUUGGAGACAGAAA
Malania oleifera is the source of this 1592-nucleotide messenger RNA. RefSeq lists its product as uncharacterized. Gene Ontology annotation, molecular function: transcription corepressor activity; chromatin binding; phosphatase inhibitor activity. Gene Ontology annotation, biological process: negative regulation of phosphatase activity; negative regulation of transcription by RNA polymerase II. The record is from RefSeq and is a predicted model, not a curated record. Lineage: Eukaryota; Viridiplantae; Streptophyta; Magnoliopsida; Santalales; Ximeniaceae. The transcript has 11 exons. Bases 141 to 1292 code for a protein of 383 amino acids.